CGUGGCAAAAACAUGUUCACCGCUGCUGCAAUCGAAUGGAGUCCACGUUUAUUGUGUACGGCCUUAGCCAUUUCGUUGGCUGUCUGGUACUGGACUCGAUCGCGGUUCGUACGGCUCAUCAAUGUAAUUCCAGGGCCUAAAGGUCUUCCAAUUGUGGGCAACCUCUUCGAUGUGAAUAUUGGUUACGACACUAAUCCCCUUUUUUCUUCUAUUCAACCAACGGUUUUCUGUGUGCGGUAACCUCGUUUUGUCAUUCAGCAAUUUUCCAUAAAAUAACCUUUGAAUGGAUGCAAAUGUAUGGUGGCAUAUUUCGCCUUUGGUUGGGACGCUAUUCCUAUAUCAUCAUUGGGUCACCAGAGCUCAUUGAGCCGAUUUUGUCAAGCCCAAUCAUCGGUUCAAGACCCAAAGAGUGUGACGUGCUCAAAGACUAUAUUGGCGACAGCCUCGCUUUACUGGGAGGAGAGGAAUGGAAGCAGCGUCGCCGGAUGCUCGCGCCAGCGUUCCAUAAUCAAACCCUGAACAGUUUCAUCGACACCUUUAACGAGAAAAGCGUCGAAUGCGCCCGCUGUUUGAAUCGAGCUGUCGAAGUGCACAAGGACGUCGAGUUCGAUAUUUUGCCCAUGAUGACACACUUCGCUUUGGAUAUCCUCUGUGAGACGGCCAUGGGACGAAAGAGCAACACUGAAGAGAAAACGGAUGCCUAUCUUGGAAACUCCAUGGCGUAAGCGUUUUGCCUUGGGUUAUUUCGAACAAUCGUUGAAAUAAGGCUUCUAAACGAACAACUCUUUCAUAUAAUUGUGGCUUAAUUGCAACAGGAUUCACCGACUUAAUUUGGAACGUUUUCUGAAACCUUGGCUUCAAAUCAAAUGGAUUUUUAAUAUGAGUGCUCUAGGCCGUUUAAACGCAUAUUACGUUGCUGCUUGCCAAAGAUUCUGCAAUGAGGUAAUCGAAGAACGAC
Molecule: messenger RNA, 958 nt
Organism: Daphnia carinata
Lineage: Eukaryota; Metazoa; Arthropoda; Branchiopoda; Diplostraca; Daphniidae
Product: cytochrome P450 4c3-like
Exons: 5
Coding region: 288-725 (145 amino acids)
Molecular function (GO): oxidoreductase activity, acting on paired donors, with incorporation or reduction of molecular oxygen; iron ion binding; monooxygenase activity
Source: RefSeq, a predicted model, not a curated record